Paramecium pentaurelia is the source of this 4823-nucleotide messenger RNA. The record is from the annotation of a GenBank genome assembly. Lineage: Eukaryota; Ciliophora; Oligohymenophorea; Peniculida; Parameciidae.
AUGAAAUUAUCAUAUGCACUUUAUAAUCACUUGUCAUCUUUAAAAGUGUUUGAAACAAUUAAGCAAGCCAAUAAAAAUCCUAUAAUUUUAACAGAAUCAUAAUAAAACUUAAUUGAAAAUGGAAUUGCAGUAGGCAAGUUAGUUAAAUCUAUACAUAAUUUAAAAUAAGAGAUUUCAUAAAGGUAUUAAACAUCCAUAUUAUGAGAACUCUGACUCCAAUAGUUCAAUUAGAUUAGCUAAAACAAAUAACUACAGCAUCAACAAAGUUAUAUAAUUGGAACAUAAUCAUAAAUGCAAUAAAUUAAUUGUAAAUACCUAAUGACAUAAAUAAUGAUAUUAAAAAAUUGAUAUUGAUGGGAGAUGUUUAAGUAAUUGAAGAUACUUUAAAUUAAUUAUUUGAUUUCUAUCUAAAAAUGCAAUAAGUCAGAUUAAGUAAAUCAAAAACAUCCCCAAUUCAUAGAAAUAGAAUUUUAUCUGAAUAAUAACCAUAAGGUUAAGGUUAUAACCAUUUAAACCUUAGUUAAUCAUAAGAGUAAAUUUAAAUAUCUGAUUCAAAUACAUUAGAAUACUUUACAUAAUUAUUGUCAAAAUGGUUAAAUUUGUAAUACAAAUAGGUAAUAUCAUUAUAUGCAGAAAACUUUAAAUUUUGGGCAUAAAUUGUUACAAAAGGAGUUCAAAGAGUUUAUGAACCAAUAAUCUCAAUUUAUAAAGAUAUCUUUUUAUCUGUUGAACAUCUAUAAAAUCUGAUUUCUAUGGAAAAAGAUAAAGCAUUAGCUUUUUCAUUAAAUCUCUUAAAACCAGGAUUGAUUUCUAAAUCACCUGAAGUAUGUAUUGAAACAAUAAAAACCCUUGGAAAUUUUGUUAUAUAAGCUUAUAAUAAUAAGAUUUCAUAUAAAGAAGAUAUAUAUUAAUGGUAUGUUGAAUCAUGUUUUUAAACAACACUUUUAUCAAUAAAAAGACAUCCAUAAUUAGUAGAUUCUUUGGUUGAUUUAAUGAUAUUAUUUUGUAAAUUUCAUUUAGUUGAUCUUUUUACUUCAAUUUUGAAAUAACAUAGUGCAAAUAAUAUAGAAAUGUUAAUAAAUGUUGAGAAAUUAUUUAAUUCACUUACACCUGACUAUAUUUUAGAAAUUUAAUCUAUGGGUAUAAUGUAACAAUGGUUAGAAUAAGGUUUAGAAAUUUUUGAAAAUACAAAUACUUUAAAAUCAGAUGAAAAAAUAUGUAUUUUAAGACUCAUUCAUAAUAUUUGGCUAAAAAAUCAAUAUUAAUAAUAUUAAGAAAGAGUGCAUAAUGUUUUUAAAAUAGCAACAACAGAUCCAAGAGAAUGUGUAGCUAUAUUUUCAAUAUAAUUUUUAUUUUCUGCUUUAGAGUAUUUUGGAAAAAAUAAAAUUCCAGAAGCUCCAAUUUUAUAUAAAAUGUAAAAACAUAUUUAUAUAUAGAAUUGCCAUUUAGCUUGUAGAAUUAACAAAUGAAAAUUUAGUACAUUUUAUAUUGUAAAAUCUAUUAAUAGUUUUUUAAACUAUGCCUACAAUUCCUUUAUCUAUAGUUCUUGAUCCAUUUAUUGUAAAUUUACAAGAGAAAACAUAUCCUAGUUUAUUUGUUUUUAAUUUUCUUGGAAAUGUUGCUAAUAAUCCAAAUUUAACAACUAAAUCAUAAAUAUAAUUGAUGGAUUUAUUAUCUAAAAUAGCUAUUUAUGAUACAUUACAUUAUCGUAUUGCAUCUUAAAUAUUUCUUUAAAUGGUUACAAAUACAUAAAAUACACCAAGUACUUAAGAAUUUGUAUAAAAAUUUGUUAAAAUAAGUCUUGCUGUCUAUUUUUCUGUACAUAAAAAAUCUGAUAAAAAAAAACCAAAUUAAUAAAUUGUAGAUAAAUAAAGAAAAGCUUAAAUAAUUGAAGUUUUAAAAAGUUUAGUAUAAAUUAAUAAUGAAAAUAUUAAUUUAGUAAUUAAAAUGAUGGCUGGCCAUACAAAUUUAUAAUUCAAAAUGAUAUCUAAAUAAAAUAAAGGACUAUAAAUACUUUUAUCUUUACUUGGUGAUAUAAAUGAAAUUAUGUAAUAAGUUGAAUUAGAAUAUUAAGAAGCUUAAACUAAUAAAUAAAUCUAUUCAGAAUCAUCUGUUAAAGAAGUAUAAUAGGUUUAAGAGAAUUUAAAGAAAUUCUCCAAAAUUAAACUUACAAAAGAAGAACAAUAUCAUUUGGCUAGUUUAAGAAUGCCAAAAGAAACUGAUCCUAAAGUUAUUAAUGAUAUUUCUACUAUAAAAAAAUAAUAUUAAGAGAAACAAUUAGAAAAAGAGAUAUCAAAGUUUACUUAAGAAGAAUAAUUAAAAUAGAAAAAAGAAAAAUUGAGAAGAUAAUUAGAGAAAAGAUAAAUUGAAUAAGGAAUUGCAUCUUUGAAUUAAAAAGAUGUAACUGUUAAGUUAUUAUUUCCUGAUGGUAGUAGACAAACUGAAUUAGCUAAAGAAAAGAAACAUGGAUUAGUAACAUUUGAAUUAUUAGAUUUGAAUUUAGAGGAAGAGAUAGAAAAAUUAAUGGUAGAAUAGAUUCUAAGAAAAUAUACUAAAGUUUUUAGAUAUAUUUUUACAAAAUAUGCUAAUACUUGUUUAUAAGGAAUGAAAUAACCUAAUUCUUUUGAUUAAUAUUAAUAGAGGACUGAAAGUAUAAAUAUUGCAGAAAUAAGUAAAUUUAUUCAUGAUUAUGAAAUUGCCAUAUCAAUUGAAAAUGUAUAAGCUUUAGCAAGGUAAGUAGGAACUUAAAUUUUACAUAAUAAAACUGAAUUUAAAGAAUUUGAUUAAAUAGGUUUUAAUUAAUUUGUGAUUUAAUUAUCUAUAGUAUUAUCUAAGAAUAAAUUAGCAGAUAUACAACCAUAUUAAUGUUUAAUUAAAUUUAUUAAUCAUUUAAGAAGUGUGACUGCUUCCAAAGGAUAGAGUACAGCUUUAUUUGAUGAUCCAGAAUCUUAAUAUUUUAUGGAGAAUGAUGUAUAUAUCAUUACAACUUUAGAUUAUUAAAGAAUUCAAUUAACAAUUACUAAUAGAUCCAAAUUAUGAAUUACCAUAAGGAUAUAAGAAGAUUACAACUUUUGAAAUUCAAUUCUCAUAUGAAAUGCCUGUACUUGAUGAUAAUGUUCAUGUACCAUAUUAAAUUCUUAAUGAUUUAUUAAGAGAUGCUUUGGGGUAUAUAAAAUUAUAAUUUAAAUAGAAUUAAUAUUAUUGAACCAAUUUCUAAAAAAGUAAUUGUGUUUAAGGCUAAACCUGAUGCUUUUGGAUAUAUUUAAUCUAAAUUGUAAUAAGAACCUACAGAUGAUUAAUUUAAAAUUAAACAUAAAAAAACAAAGGAAGUUAAUAUAAGUUUAUAAAAGAAAAAAGUUCUUGAAAUUGAACCUAAAAGGGAAUUAUCAUUAAAUAUGAAAUUGGCUAUUGCUAAAUGUAAUCUUAAAGAUAAAUUCAUUGCUGAAAAUGUUGCUAAUCUACUUGAUGAUAUGAUAUUUGCAAUAGAACAUAAUAAAUAAUAAGCUACAAGAUAAAAUUAAAUUAUUAAUAGAGUUUUAGAAGAUAAAAAAUAAUAAUAAUUAGAAUAGGAAUUAUAAGAAUAGAAAAAAGAAUAAUUGAGAAAGUAAAGAGAAAAAGAAAUUAAAGAUAAAUUAAAAGAAGAAAGAGAAAAGUAGAAAUAAUUAUAACAAUCAUUAGAAAAAGAAAGAUUAGAAAAAAAUAAAACUGAAAAUAAUUUGAAAAAAGAAUAAUUAGAUAAACGUAUGAAUUAUCUAACUGAAUAGAAAUAAAAAGUAUAUAUUAUUUUAUAUAUAUAUAGAUCAAAGAAAAAAAUGAGAAAGAAAAAGAAGAAUAAUUGAGAAGAAUAUUAGAAGAAAAAGAUAAAAAAGAAAAAGAAAUUUAAAUGAAGAAACAUAAUUUUUAAGAGUUCAAUUAAAAAUAAAUAACAAAAUUAAAAGAAAUAAUAUCAUAAGGAUAAAACAAAUAAUAAUAAUCAGAAAAAGAAAAAUAAGAUUAAUUGAAAAAAUAAAAAUAUUUACUAGAAUAAGCAAGAUCAAAAAUAUUAACUUAAAAUUAAUCAAGAAUAUAAGAAUAAAAGAAUUUAGAAAAAGAGAUUGAGAAUAAAUUUAAAUCUACAUCAUAUCAAAAAAUAAUAGAGAAAUAUUAAUUUGGAUUGAAUUCUCUAUUCUAAUUCUUAAUUAAAGAGACAUUUCUACCAAUUGGUUAACCAUCUUCAAGAGAAUAAAUUACUUUUAAGACUUUUGCCUGGUUUACAGAUAGAUUUAAUCUCUGUCCUGAAAUUGUAUCUAAAGAUGAUGUUCUAUAACUUUUUAGAUAUUUAACUAGAUCUAAAGAAGUUAUAGAUGGUAUACCACCAGGAAUGAAUUACGAUGAAUUUUUAUAAGCAUUACAUAGAAUUUCAAUUAAAGGAAGUGUUAUAUUUAAUAAAGUUGCAGUUAAUGUAAAAUCUUAAAAAGGAAAACUUGAUAUCAAAACUAUUAAAUAGAUUGUAGAAGCAGAACAAAUUGUUGAUCAAGAACCUUAAAGUCAAUCACCAAAAGCAGAAUCUAUAGUAAUAGAGACUCCUUUAAGAAAUAAAUCUAAAUCUAAUUAUCUUGAGUCAUCUAAAAUAUUGAAAGAAUAAUAAAUAUUUUUCCAAUAAUCAAAUGAAUAGACAUUUGAAUCAUUAAUUCUAUAUUUAGAUGUGAGCAAUGAUAAAAAUUAAUUAGAUUAAAGAUUUAGAAAAACAUUAGAAGAAAGAAAAGUUCCAACUAAAUUGAGAAGAAAAAGUAAUUAUAAUAUUUAUUUUAGUUUUGACUGAAAAGCUUGGAAUUUAGAAUUGA